Messenger RNA from Platichthys flesus (European flounder), 2524 nucleotides. RefSeq names its product required for meiotic nuclear division 5 homolog B (gene rmnd5b). The transcript has 11 exons. The record is from RefSeq and is a predicted model, not a curated record. Gene Ontology annotation, biological process: proteasome-mediated ubiquitin-dependent protein catabolic process. Gene Ontology annotation, cellular component: cytoplasm; nucleus; GID complex. Lineage: Eukaryota; Metazoa; Chordata; Actinopteri; Pleuronectiformes; Pleuronectidae. The coding region runs from base 421 to 1596 and encodes 391 amino acids. Gene Ontology annotation, molecular function: ubiquitin protein ligase activity; protein binding.
AAUUAAACGGCUCAGGAUGUUUUAAAUGUUAGGAUGAUACGAAAAGAGCGGGUUGUCAUUCUCUCCUGAAAUAAUUUGGACCGUGUCAGGGAGCAGCUGCUAAUGUCAACUAGCUAACUAGCCGCUAGCAAUGGCGAGCUUUUGUGGCUAGAGACCGUGAUAGCGUUUGUUUAUGUUAGCUCUGCUGUUGCUAAAUAUUGUCAAUGUGCGCGUGGAAAACAAACAUAUUGUCGGCGGUUGGUGCUACUUCAAGUCUACCAUUAGUAGCGGUUAGUAAAACUACGUAACGUGGAGUUUGGUCGGUGAAACAUCAGUGCUGCUUGCGUUUGUGUUGUUGCCGUAGGUGGACAUUUUCCGUGUUGAGCUCACAGACGGUGUCAGUGUUGUGUGUGUGUGUGUGUGAGUGUUCCAGCCUGAAUCAUGGAACAGUGUGCAUGUGUGGAGCGGGAGCUGGAGAAAGUGCUCCAUCGCUUCGUUAUGUACGGCCACCAGUCUGAGGAGAGGUUAGACGAACUCCUGCGCAGCGUCUGUGAGAUCCGAGGACAACUAGUGGCUUUUGGAGUACAAGAUGCAGACUUGUCGGUCUUGUCUCAGACUAUGGCCCAGUGUUGUAAGAAUAUCAAAGAAACAGUCCAGCUGCUCGCCUCCCGACAUAAGGACAUCCAUGGCAGUGUGUCAAAAGUGGGCAAAGCCAUUGACAGAAAUUUUGAUGCAGAAAUCAGUGCUGUGGUGGCAGAGACGGUGUGGGACACCCCAGAGAGACAGAAAUACCUGAGUGAGACCAUUGUGGAACACCUGUACAGACAAGGGAUGCUCAGUGUAGCAGAGGAUCUGUGUCAGGAGUCUGGUGUAGUUAUAGACAUGAGUAUGAAGCAGCCUUUCCUGGAGCUGAACAGGAUCCUGGAAGCUCUGAGGAUGCAGGACCUCCGGCCGGCACUAGAGUGGGCUGUGACGAAUCGGCAGCGCCUCCUGGACCUAAACAGCAGUUUAGAGUUCAAGUUGCACCGCCUGUACUUCAUUAGUUUGCUCAGUGGAGGAAUCGGCAACCAAAUGGAGGCCCUGCAGUAUGCCAGGCACUUUCAGCCCUUCGCCUCUCAGCACCAGAGAGACAUCCAGAUCCUGAUGGGCAGUCUGGUGUAUCUGCGUCAUGGCAUCGACAACUCGCCGUACCGCAGUCUGCUGGAGACAAAUCAGUGGGCAGAGAUCUGCAACAUCUUCACCAGAGAUGCCUGCGCUUUACUGGGCCUCUCAGUAGAGUCUCCACUUAGUGUUAGUUUUGCAUCAGGCUGUAUGGCUUUGCCAGUGCUGAUGAACAUCAAGCAGGUGAUAGAGCAGAGACAGUGCAGCGGAGUCUGGACACACAAAGACGAGCUGCCUAUCGAAAUUGACCUCGGGAAGAAAUGCUGGUACCACUCGGUUUUCGCCUGUCCAAUCCUUCGGCAGCAGACCUCAGAGAGCAACCCUCCUAUGAAGCUCAUCUGUGGCCACGUCAUCUCCAGAGAUGCCCUCAACAAACUGACUAACGCUGGAAAGUUGAAAUGCCCGUACUGCCCCAUGGAGCAGAACCCGUCACAUGCCAAGCAGAUCUACUUUUGAUACCGCUCACUCUACUCACGAAGCUAAUGGUUGGAGCACGCCAUCGCCUCAGUCUGACCCCCGCAUCGUGUUCCCUGAGCUUGCACGCCAUGUGACUUAGAGAUGUGAAGUGUGUGACAGUAGCCGUACGGCCUGACUUGCAGUGACUGUAGGCUUGUGAUUCAGCUUUACUCGUCGUGGGUGGGUUUUGGAUGGGGGGGGUGCAGGGGGUGGGGUCCUCUGAUCUUUAUGGCUGUUUGAUAUAUACUUAGAAAAUGCCUCUGCUGCAUAGGUUUGCCUUUUCUUUGAGUUGAAGUCAGAAGAGAUGAAGAAUUACAAAAAAAAAAUCUAUACAUUUCCUCAGGGCUCAUUGUAACAGUUCAUACCACACCUGGCAGUUACAAGAAACAUUAUACAUUUCACUAUUGAGGCUGAUAGAUUGGGAGUUUGUAUAUAUUAUUCAUCUGGUGAUGAAGCCAACACUUUGGGAAAGGGUGUCACCAGCGAGGCUUCUGGAUGUACAAUACAUUUAAGGUGAUUCACACUAAUUGUGCAAGUGUCCUCUUGAAAAUGGUGAUGUCCCCUCACACUCCAGUGAGGCAAAUUUGUUCAACAAGCACUGCACCAGCACGGCUCAAAUCGACUAUUGCAACAUUACGCUUUGUUUGAAGUGACAGUUUAAGAUAGACGAAUCCUGGUUUAACGUUUGUUUUGUGUGGAACUCUAGUUUCCCACAUUGUUUUUUUUCCCCCCCUUAUGUUUACAGUCAUUCAUCGCUUCUCUCGGGUGUUGCCUUGGAUCGACUGUUAGCACUCCAUACAUUCUGUUAAGUUUUUGUCGAAUGUUUGCAUUUCCUGCUUUUUGUGUGUUAUGCAGCCUUUAUUGUAAAUAUUUAUCCUCGACCCUGUUUCAUAUACUUGCAUCUGAAAAUAAAAAAAAUGAAAAUGUA